GCUUUAAGCCGCUCUUUGCUUUUUGCUCGCAGUCGCAGAGGCUUCGUGAGAUGACACUCACAGUCUUGGUGUCCUUCUCUUUCCUGGCGCUGGUCGUUACCGCGCGCCCUAUCGUUCCUAACGAUGACAGUUUCGAUUCUGCGUAUGUCCGCCCUGCCGAGGUGCAGAACGCAGUCCAGGCCAUCUUCGUGUCGCGCUUUAAAGACUCUGUACCAGACUGUUUAAAUUGCGACGAGGAUGACUUCCACAUUCGUCUGACUUCCGCUCAAGAACAAGACGCCUAUCUCUCACAACUUGACGUCGGCGCCGUGAAGGCUCUCGUCCCUCUUGGUGACAAUGGUGUGUUAAGCGAAGACGAGAAACGGUUAUACGAGAUGUUGGGCGGGUCGGAGACUUUGGAGGAUGUAGAGGGCGACGGAUGGCCUUUGGCAGUGUCCGAACACGCAACUUCUGAUGUAUCGGCAUCGCCUGAAGUCGUAGAUGGAAGGGGAUCCGAGUUAAGUGCAGCAGAAGAAAUCGUCGACAGCGAAACACCACCAGAAUCUGUUAUGAUUCCAAAUCUCCCUGCCACGACCACCUCUCGCCCCUUGCUAGUUCUAGCUUUCUCCUGCACCGUCGCGCUCCUCGCUGUCUUUUGUGUCGGUGCCUUUCUCUACAUUCUUCAAACAACUCGACGUCAGAUUCUUGCUUGUCGUACAGCCUGGGAUCUCCUUCCCCAUUUGGAGAAGCAGCAGGCCGGGCGUUUUCUGCCCUCUUUUACCGAUGAGAAGCAAGAAAUUGUCACCAUCACGUCUGUUUCCAGUGACACUCUUCUCGAUUCCAUCAACGAGAAAGUAGGCGAUUUGAUCGACUUCGGGGACCCUGCGACGGUCCCGGAUGGUCAAGUAAACGAUUCAUCCCAUGAUACCCACUCUCCUUCCUUCAACGAGCUGUCGACACUGACGGCGAAUCCCCUCCUUGUACCUCUUCCUGCUUCACCCUCCUCAUCUCCACAUCGCUCAGUCGUCGAGAUCACCACCGACGUCGACCCUCACACCGGAACCCGUGUAGACCUCGUGCACCGCCCGGCUGCCGCGCCCCGUAUGCUCGACUUCGCGCUUGCGAUGCAGCUGAGACCCGGGUUGGGCAUAGGCGCAGAUCCAGCGUGGCUCGUAAGAUUCCUGAUGGCAUUCUUCGGUUGGGUUGCGGUAUUGGUGGGUGGUGUGGGUGGUGUCAGACAGCGGCCUGCGAUCCGAGUUUGACUGUAAUGGCAAGCUUUCUCUCCAAGUCCCCUGUAGACUUAUGAUUUCAAUUCAAAUUUUGUGUGCCUUUGCCUGCU
Messenger RNA from Heterobasidion irregulare TC 32-1, 1318 nucleotides. RefSeq lists its product as uncharacterized. The record is from RefSeq and is a predicted model, not a curated record. The coding region runs from base 51 to 1241 and encodes 396 amino acids. NCBI's taxonomy places the organism in Eukaryota, Fungi, Basidiomycota, Agaricomycetes, Russulales, Bondarzewiaceae. The transcript is spliced from 3 exons.